Fulmarus glacialis (Northern fulmar) is the source of this 4084-nucleotide messenger RNA. Its product is annotated as plexin-A4. Gene Ontology annotation, molecular function: semaphorin receptor activity. Gene Ontology annotation, biological process: regulation of cell shape; negative regulation of cell adhesion; positive regulation of axonogenesis. Gene Ontology annotation, cellular component: semaphorin receptor complex. Lineage: Eukaryota; Metazoa; Chordata; Aves; Procellariiformes; Procellariidae. The annotation marks the transcript as partial. The record is from RefSeq and is a predicted model, not a curated record. The transcript is spliced from 27 exons.
GUGCACGAGGAAGGAGCGGUGCGAGCGCUCCAGCGAGCCUCGGAGAUUCGCCUCGGAGAUGAAGCAGUGUGUCCGGCUUACCGUGCAUCCCAACAACAUCUCCGUCUCCCAGUACAACGUAUUGCUGGUCUUGGAGACCUACAAUGUCCCCGAGCUGUCAGCAGGAGUCAAUUGCACCUUCGAGGACCUUUCGGAGAUGGAUGGCUUGGUGGUGGGCAGUCAGAUCCAAUGCAUCUCGCCAGCUGCCAAAGAGGUGCCCCAGAUCAUCACAGAGAACGGAGACCAUCACAUUGUCCAGCUUCAGCUCAAGUCCAAGGAAACGGGUAUGACCUUUGCCAGCACCAGCUUCGUCUUCUACAACUGCAGCGUUCACAACUCGUGUCUGUCAUGCGUGGAGAGCCCUUACCGGUGUCACUGGUGCAAGUACCGCCAUGUCUGCACUCAUGACCCCAGCUCCUGCUCCUUCCAGGAGGGACGAGUCAAGCUGCCCGAGGACUGUCCCCAGCUGCUGCAGGCAGAGAAGAUCCUGGUGCCGGUGGAAGUGAUCAAGCCGAUCACGCUGAAGGCCAAGAACCUGCCCCAGCCGCAGUCGGGCCAGCGAGGCUACGAGUGCAUCUUGAACAUCCAGGGCAAUGAGCAGCGGGUGCCCGCCUUGAGGUUCAACAGCUCCAGCGUGCAGUGCCAGAACACUUCGUAUUCGUAUGAAGGGAUGGAGAUUAACAGCCUGCCGGUGGAGCUGACGGUUGUGUGGAACGGGAAUUUCAACAUUGACAACCCAGCACAGAACAAAGUUCACCUGUACAAGUGCGGGGCCAUGAGGGACAGCUGCGGACUGUGCCUGAAAGCAGACCCGGACUUCGAGUGCGGUUGGUGCGAGGGACAGAACCAGUGCACGCUGAAGCAGCACUGCCCAGCCCAGGACAGCCAGUGGCUGGAGUUGUCCAGCACCAAGGGCAAAUGCACCAACCCCAAGAUUACAGAUAUCAAUCCAGUGACAGGCCCUCGCGAAGGAGGGACCAAAGUGACCAUCCGUGGGGAGAAUCUGGGACUGGAGUUCAGAGAUAUUGUGUCUCACGUCAAAGUGGCCGGAGUGGAGUGCAAACCGCUGGUGGAAGGGUACAUCCCAGCAGAGCAGAUAGUGUGUGAGAUGGGGGAGGCCAAGCCCAGCCAGCAUGCUGGAUUCGUGGAAAUCUGUGUGGCUGAGUGCAAACCAGAGUUCAUGGCCAGGUCUUCACAGCUCUACUACUUUAUGACUCUGACACUCUCUGAUCUCAAGCCGAAGCGGGGACCAGUGUCAGGUGGCACCCAGGUGACAAUUACGGGCAACAAUCUCAAUGCGGGCAGCAAUGUCAUCGUGACCUUUGGGCGACAACCCUGCCUUUUCUACAGGAGAUCCACCAAGCACAUCGUCUGUAACACCACUGCCUCAGAUGAAGGCUUUGAGAAGGUCAAAGUGUCCGUGAGAGUGGACAAAGCCAAGAUACAUCAGGAGUUGCAGUAUGAAUAUGUAGAGGAUCCAACCAUCCUGAGGAUUGAGCCUGAGUGGAGCAUCUUCAGCGGCAACACACCCAUUGCAGUGUGGGGAACUCACCUAGACCUGAUCCAAAACCCCCAGAUCCGGGCAAAGCAUGGUGGAAGGGAACACGUCAACAACUGUGAGGUGCAGAACAGCACGGAGAUGACCUGCCAGGCUCCAGCACUGGCUGUUGACCCCAAUCACCAGUCUGAGCUUGCUGAACGUCCAGAGGAGUUUGGCUUCAUUCUUGACAAUGUGCAGUCCCUGCUGAUUCUCAACAAAACCAACUUCACCUACUACCCAAACCCAAUCUUUGAGGUUUUCAAUCCCUCAGGGAUCCUGGAGCUGAAGCCGGGAAGUCCCAUCAUACUGAAGGGCAAGAACCUGAUCCCACCAGUGGCGGGAGGGAACGCCAAGCUGAACUACACCGUUCUGGUUGGUGAGAAGCCCUGCGCGGUAACGGUAUCAGAUGUGCAGCUACUGUGCGAGUCCCCAAACCUCAUUGGACGGCACAAGGUGAUGGCUCGUGUAGGAGGGAUGGAGUUCUCCCCAGGGAUGGUCUACAUCUCUCCAGACAGCCCUCUCAGCUUGCCAGCUAUUGUCAGCAUUGCGGUGGCCGGUGGCCUGCUCAUCAUCUUUAUCGUGGCUGUGUUGAUUGCGUACAAGCGCAAAUCCAGAGAAAGUGACCUCACCCUCAAGCGUCUGCAGAUGCAGAUGGACAACCUGGAGUCCAGGGUGGCACUGGAGUGCAAAGAAGCCUUUGCAGAGCUACAGACGGAUAUUCAUGAGCUGACAAGUGAUCUGGAUGGAGCCGGGAUCCCCUUCCUCGAUUACCGAACAUAUACCAUGAGGGUGCUUUUCCCUGGCAUUGAAGAUCAUCCAGUCCUGAGGGAUCUGGAGGUCCCUGGCUAUAGGCAGGAACGGGUGGAGAAAGGCCUGAAGCUCUUUGCCCAGCUCAUCAACAACAAGGUUUUCCUGCUGUCCUUCAUCCGCACGCUGGAGUCCCAGCGCAGCUUCUCCAUGCGGGACCGUGGUAAUGUGGCCUCACUAAUCAUGACGGUGCUACAGAGCAAGCUAGAGUACGCUACUGAUGUCCUCAAACAGCUCUUGGCCGACCUCAUAGACAAAAACCUGGAGAGCAAGAACCACCCCAAGCUGCUGCUCCGGAGGACAGAGUCUGUGGCUGAGAAAAUGCUCACCAACUGGUUCACCUUCCUUCUGUACAAGUUCCUCAAGGAGUGUGCUGGUGAACCUCUGUUCUCCCUUUUCUGUGCCAUCAAGCAGCAGAUGGAAAAGGGUCCCAUUGACUCGAUCACUGGGGAGGCCCGGUACUCGCUGAGUGAGGACAAGCUUAUCCGACAACAGAUUGAUUACAAGACACUGGUCCUGAGCUGCGUCAACCCCGACAACGUGAACAGCCCCGAGAUCCCAGUGAAGAUCCUGAAUUGUGACACCAUCACGCAGGUCAAGGAGAAAAUCCUCGAUGCUAUCUUCAAGAACGUGCCCUGCUCCCACCGGCCCAAAGCUGCUGAUAUGGACUUGGAGUGGCGGCAAGCAAGCGGGGCAAGGAUGAUCCUUCAGGAUGAAGACAUCACAACCAAGAUAGAGAAUGACUGGAAGAGACUCAACACGCUGGCACACUAUCAGGUGCCAGAUGGAUCUGUGGUAGCUUUAGUCUCCAAGCAAGUCACUGCCUACAAUGCAGUCAACAACUCCACGGUCUCCCGGACCUCAGCCAGCAAGUACGAAAAUAUGAUCCGUUACACAGGCAGCCCGGAUAGCCUCCGUUCCCGCACCCCCAUGAUCACCCCUGACCUUGAGAGUGGAGUCAAGAUGUGGCACUUGGUGAAGAACCAUGAGCAUGGUGACCAAAAAGAGGGUGACCGGGGCAGCAAGAUGGUUUCUGAGAUCUACCUGACGAGACUACUUGCCACCAAGGGCACCCUCCAGAAAUUUGUAGACGACCUCUUUGAGACCAUCUUCAGCACUGCUCACCGUGGCAGUGCGCUUCCCCUGGCUAUCAAAUACAUGUUCGACUUCCUGGAUGAGCAGGCUGACAAGCACAAUAUCCAUGACCCCCACGUGCGGCACACCUGGAAGAGCAAUUGCCUGCCGUUACGGUUCUGGGUUAACAUGAUCAAGAACCCGCAGUUCGUCUUUGACAUCCACAAGAACAGCAUCACAGAUGCCUGCCUCUCCGUAGUGGCUCAGACUUUCAUGGACUCCUGUUCGACCUCAGAGCACCGUCUGGGCAAAGACUCACCCUCCAACAAGCUUCUCUACGCCAAGGACAUCCCCAGCUACAAGAACUGGGUGGAAAGGUACUAUUCAGACAUCACCAAAAUGCCAGCAAUCAGUGACCAGGACAUGAAUGCGUACUUGGCUGAGCAGUCUCGCAUGCAUAUGAAUGAGUUCAACACUAUGAGCGCGCUCUCAGAGAUAUACUCCUACGUUGGCAAGUACAGCGAGGAGAUUCUCGGAGCCCUUGAUCAAGACGACCAGGCUGGGAAACAGAAACUUGCCUACAAACUUGAACAAGUCAUAACCCUUAUGAGCAUAGACAGCUGA